CCGGCCCACGUGGUCCAGCGGCGCUCAGCUGCGGGUCCCGGGCGCGUGGGACCAUGAGCGAGCCGCCGGCCGAAGUGCUCGCCUUCCUGCGCGAGCACCCGAGUCUGCGUCUGGAGCCCGGCGCCCUCAAGGUGAGGUGCGCUCUGACGGGUCAUGAGCUGCCUUGCCGCCUGCCCGAGCUCCAAGUCUACACCCGCGGCAAGAAGUACCAGCGGCUGGUGCGCGCCUCCCCGGCCUUCGACUACGCCGAGUUCGAGCCGCACAUCGUGCCCAGCACCAAGAACCCGCACCAGCUGUUCUGCAAACUCACCCUGCGACACAUCAACAAGUCCCCAGAGCAUGUGCUGAGGCACACCCGGGGCCGUCGGUACCAGAGGGCGCUGCAGAAAUAUGAGGCGUGUCAGGAGCAGGGUGUGGCCUUCGUGCCCGCCGGCCUCCUGCACAAGAGGAAGAGGAGGGAGGACCGGCCAGAAAGCGACGGGCCAGCUCGCCCCGGACAAGCCUUCUGGGAACCCGUGUCCAGCGACGAUGGCACAGCCCCAAGUGACAGUGACGACAGCAUGACAGACCUGUACCCACCCGAGCUGUUCACUAGAAAGGACCUGGGAGGGACCGAGCACGGGGACGGCAACGACGACCUCCUGACCGACGAGGAGGACGAGAAGCCACGGCGCCCCAGAGCGACGGGCCCCGGACACGGCGAGCACACGGCCGUGGGCCGGGAGCGGGUCCUCAAGCGCCGGCAGAAGCAGUCCAGCUCGGUGAAAAAGAAGUUCAAGAGUCAUCACUGCAAACCAAAGACCUUCAGCUCUUUUAAGCAGUCGGGUUAAUAAAGGCUGGAGAAGACCCCGAGAGCCUUUCGAGAACCCCCUGGGCGUCCACCCCGUGUCCCAGCCACCCGCCAGCAUCUCUGAACUGGUGGGAUGGCCAAGGCCUGCUCCAUCCACUCCUCCUCUGCGGGUCUCACACCCACACCCAGGAGGCAGCAGGGGCCCCGAGGGAAGAAUUCUGCCUGGACGUGGCCUUCGGUGAAGCCGGGCGGGGCACCAGAGCAGCGCCCUGGACAGGCUCCCCCUGGCUGGACAACACCAGAGGCUCACACUGCAUACAACAAAUGCCAUUAUUUAUUAUUUUGUCGUGUCUCCAAAAAUCAAAAUGUUUUCAAACACAACUAAGAUAUAAAAUACAGCAUAAAAUGAGAUUCAUAUCUA
Messenger RNA from Phacochoerus africanus (Common warthog), 1211 nucleotides. It is a transcript of the gene SURF2, whose product is annotated as surfeit 2. The coding region runs from base 54 to 830 and encodes 258 amino acids. The record is from RefSeq and is a predicted model, not a curated record. The transcript is spliced from 6 exons. NCBI's taxonomy places the organism in Eukaryota, Metazoa, Chordata, Mammalia, Artiodactyla, Suidae.